CAGAACUGUACAGGAAAGCCGUUGCAUAUUCGAGGGUAUUACAUCGAACCUUUCCAUCGCGUUCUGCGUAUAAGCUACUUUGAUUAAGUUAGGCAAUAUAUUUUCUAUGGCAUGGUAUAAAAUAGUUUUGCAACGCUAUCAAGUUGUAUACCAUGGAAUAUCCCACUUGUCACUUGUACUUUCUUGGUAUGCACACUCGCAAAAAAGCGGGAAAUACAAUUGACUGGCAGGAUAUUCCAUGCUAUACCACGACGAAAAAGCGUUACUAGUAUGCAGAAAGUUUUGUAGAGUACGUGUUCCGCCACUGUUCUGCUUUAGUGACGUUUUCAUUGUCGUUGCCCUCGUGUUGACGUCAUAGUUCACCACUUAAUUCCCUUUGUCUUCAUUUGCCAAACUCCCGCAGAUCAUUUAUGAAGCUGAAGGUGAAAAAGGAGCGAGGGUUUUAUAAAGGAUUUCGCAAUCAGAAGUUUUCCAUCUUUUCAAAGAACGAAAUGCAUGUGUAAAACAUUAUUCCGUUUUUCUUGUCAAUGAAAUGAAACAGUCGAGUAGACUAAGUUAGUCCAGCACUCCCAGUACUAUGUCUUUUUCGGUCAGCUUCUUGUCUUCUUUGCUGUUUCUUGUUGUUACUUAUUUUACUUUCUCCUUUUCACUUCUUUCAGAUUGUAAAUUCACUCUAUUACAGGACAGCGGAACAUUUCAGACUCCGAAUUUUCCGGUAAAAUACCCCAACAAUAUUGAAUGCGUUUGGAACAUUCAAGUUCAGCCGGGUCGUUUUAUUUUACUCUCCUUCGAUGUUGUUGAGUUAGAAAGCUAUAGAGGGGAGUGCAUUGAUCUUGUAGAGGUAAAGGAUGGAAGCAGGUCUACAGAUCAACUUCUAGGUAGUUUCUGUGACAUCAGUCUUGUACCUAAGGUUAUCACAUCAAGCUCAAAUACCCUAAGAAUUUGGUUUUAUUCUGACAAAUCUGACGCAUACCAGGGAUUUAAUGGCUCUUACAUCAGCCAAUGGGAAAAAGGGUGUGGCGGUGCACUAACAAAACAUUCCCAAAGCAUUUCAUCGCCUCGCUACCCAGAUUAUCCAUAUCCAAACUCGAUACAAUGUGACUGGGUUAUCACAAUGCCGCGUGGCAAGUUUAUUCGACUCGAGUUCUCUGACUUUGAAGUGGAAUUCAACUGUGACGGCAAAUGCUGGUGUACUGACCAAUUGGAGAUAUGGGAAGGACCAGAAUUUAAUGAUACAAAGCUAGGAAGUUUCUGCGUGUCUGUCCAGGAGCUAAUAGUAUCAAAAACCAAUCGGAUAAGACUUCGUUUCACAACAAAUAAAGAAGGACGUUUCAAAGGCUUUUUUCUGUCAUACACAAGCUCCAUAACACCCGGUGAGUCAUUCAGUGUUAAAAGUGGGAUUUAAAAAAGAACUGGCGGUUUUUGGCGAGCAAUCAACUUACCGCGAAGAUUAUCCACUAAAGUCACGACAAAUAAAAAAUCCUGCUCAAAUGACAAUUGCUGCGUUCUCUCUACGUUAAGUGAAGAUACGUGCAGUUAACUGACGACUAACCUAAACUUUGACUCACUUGAGAUGAAAAUGCUGAAAUUAUGUUAGUGAGUCUUUUGCCGGUAUCUAUAGGCGGCCUACCGUCGUGAAUGUAUGUGUUUAUUAUAUGGCUGGCUCCGCGAGCAGGCAAGGUGAACCGAAUCCUGCGCUGUGAUUGGCUAACCGA
Molecule: messenger RNA, 1715 nt
Organism: Orbicella faveolata
Lineage: Eukaryota; Metazoa; Cnidaria; Anthozoa; Scleractinia; Merulinidae
Product: cubilin-like
Source: RefSeq, a predicted model, not a curated record